Rotaria sp. Silwood2 is the source of this 1014-nucleotide messenger RNA. The record is from the annotation of a GenBank genome assembly. Lineage: Eukaryota; Metazoa; Rotifera; Eurotatoria; Philodinida; Philodinidae.
AUGUCAAAUCGUAAUUCAUCUCGGUCAUUAUUUAUUACAACAAGUGGACAUAGUUCCUCAAAUACAACCGAUGGAUUACAAGACGAAUCAUUAAGUCUAUCAGAAGAAGAUCUCACACCAUUACCUGUCAUGCGAAGACAAAAACAGUGGUUAAUUGAUGCAUCAGGUGUACCACAUUUUUUAUGUAUACUUUCAAAAAAGAAUUAUCUUCUUUUUGCUUGUGAUAAAUAUGGUUGUAUUGAUUUAUAUCAACUUGAUGGAACUAAUCCAAGUAAUGCACCUCGCCAUUUACGUCAAUUUGAUUUGUUUCCUGGUAAUAAUAUCAGUCAAAAGCCACAAAUAAUCGAAGCUUUUACUGUUUAUACACCAUUUAUUGUCGUUUCAGCUCAUUUAAGCGAUCAAACAGAUACAAGUUCAGUGUAUUUUUUUGAUCAUCGUGGUGGUCAACAAGCUGAUACUUGUUUACAAAAUUUUCCUGUUCGACAACUUUCAGCUGAUACUGGUUUUAAAUGUUUAUGGGGUGUUGAUCGUCAUCAACAUACAGUUUAUUAUAAUCAAUUACCAAUGAAUGUUAGUCAAAUUCAACAAUCUAUUGAACGUCGAGAAGAUUUUAUUAAAUUUGGACGAGAUUUUGAACCCAUUAGAAUAACACAAAAUCAAGCAUCAAUUGCAGUUGUAGAACGUAAUGCUCAAAGUGUACACAUAUUUGACAAACAAACAAAAGAACAAAUAGAUGAAAUACAAAAUCUUUUACGUACUGAUGGCUCAUUUCGUCUAUGGAAUGUUUUACUUCGUGAUGAUAAUUCAAUGGUACUUAAAUUAGAUGAAGAUUUAGCACCAUAUAGUCGACCACAAGCAAUUCAUCAUCUUAUUGUUGAACUUGAUUCAAAAGGUAUGCCUAUAUCACAAAUAGAACGUACAGCUGUUUAUGGUCUUGCUAUUGGACCAAAUCAAGAAAUUUUACUUGGAUGUAAAAGACAUCAACAAAGUGGCUCAAUCGAAUGUUACAUCUAG